Molecule: messenger RNA, 1108 nt
Organism: Hyposmocoma kahamanoa
Lineage: Eukaryota; Metazoa; Arthropoda; Insecta; Lepidoptera; Cosmopterigidae
Gene: Hacd1
Product: very-long-chain (3R)-3-hydroxyacyl-CoA dehydratase hpo-8
Exons: 4
Coding region: 61-753 (230 amino acids)
Biological process (GO): sphingolipid biosynthetic process; very long-chain fatty acid biosynthetic process; fatty acid elongation
Cellular component (GO): endoplasmic reticulum membrane
Molecular function (GO): 3-hydroxyacyl-CoA dehydratase activity
Source: RefSeq, a predicted model, not a curated record
UGUUAAAAAUACCGUAAAGGAUAUAAAAUACAUACCUGAAAACAAAGUCAAAUAAUAAACAUGAGUGGUAAAGUAACCACGAAACCCAAAGCCACGGGACCUUUUGGGAAAUUUUAUCUGCUAGCGUAUAACGGCAUACAAAGUUUAGGAUGGUCUUAUUUACUGCUGCAAACACUAACACAUUUUUUGAAUAGAGGCACUUUAGACACAUAUUGGGAUGAAAUCAAAUGGACUGUUAUAAUAUUUCAAAAUGCUGCAGUGUUAGAGGUCUUACACGCCGCUAUAGGUCUAGUACCAUCAGGAGUGGUGGUAGUACUAAUGCAAGUAUACUCGCGUGUAUUUCUGGUCUGCGGUGCCCUACUCGCUACAUACGGCGCGACGGUCAGCCCUGGCUUACCACUUUGCAUCCUCGCCUGGUCCAUUACUGAGAUCAUUCGAUACGCUUACUAUGCCCUCAAUAUUGUUAACACUGUGCCUCAGGGAUUAUUGUUUUUAAGGUACUCAACAUUCCUCGUCUUAUACCCAGUUGGCAUAACCGGCGAGCUCCUAUGCAUGUACCAUGCACUCCCCGAAAUUAAUGAGAAGAAAUUGUUCACUAUUUCAAUGCCGAACUCGUGGAACUUCGCAUUCAAUUAUUAUUACUUCCUCAUUUUCUAUAUGCUCCUAUACAUACCACUGUUUCCUGUUCUUUUUGGCCAUAUGCUGACACAGAGAAGGAAAAUGUUGGGCAAAGAUGCUAAAAAGACACACUAAUGUUAGUCUUAACUAUAUUUUUACUUUAACCUUCUUAUUUCCUGAAAUCUCUAUAAUUUUUAUUUCUCACUGCCAAUUAAUUGACAUAAGUAAAUAGUUUAUUAAUUGCUUUUUUCCGUUUUGUUUCUGUACUACGAGAAACUGUAUUCAGGGUUAUUUGUAACAUACUAACAACCACGCGGGACUAUAUUACUAACAUUAUGAACAACUACUUUGUUCCAUCACUUUUUGCAUAAUCUCAGUACUGAGUAUAAAAAAAACGACCUCUGAAGUUCGUGGAAUUACAUCUACUUGCCAGGUUUUAUUGAAAUCGGUUACCGGAAAGUGCGCGAAACCGAAUUCAUCCCCUAGUUUG